Messenger RNA from Periophthalmus magnuspinnatus, 2369 nucleotides. It is a transcript of the gene entpd3, whose product is annotated as ectonucleoside triphosphate diphosphohydrolase 3. Gene Ontology annotation, cellular component: plasma membrane. Gene Ontology annotation, biological process: nucleoside diphosphate catabolic process. The record is from RefSeq and is a predicted model, not a curated record. The coding region runs from base 87 to 1583 and encodes 498 amino acids. NCBI's taxonomy places the organism in Eukaryota, Metazoa, Chordata, Actinopteri, Gobiiformes, Gobiidae. The transcript is spliced from 10 exons. Gene Ontology annotation, molecular function: UDP phosphatase activity; GDP phosphatase activity.
UCACUCACUCCACACUCUUCAGUUCUAUCUCUGAACUUCAACAGACUCCAAAAAACAAGGGAUCUACAAACCAGCUCUGCAAGGAAAUGGCCUCUAAAGAGGCCGCUGGAUACAAGUGUCGGAUCGCUCUGGUGCUGUUUCUUCUUUUGGGCAGCAUUGCGGCUCUGAUCGCUGUCGCUGUCAUCCAGAACAAAUGGAGCUUCACUUCAUAUAGUAUGGAGUAUGGUAUAGUGAUAGAUUCAGGCUCAUCUCGUUCAAAUAUUUACCUGUAUGAGUGGCCCGGAGAAAAGCAAAAUGAGACAGGGAUUGUGAAAGAAGUCAUGAACUGCAGGGUUGCAGGUGAUGGUAUCUCAGAGAUGAAAGUUGAUCCAGAGAAGGAUGCUGCUUCAUGGAAAGCUUUCAAAGCCUGCAUGACCAACAUCAGCAAAGCCAUUCCCGAAGAAAAGCAUAAAAAGACUCCUCUAUUUCUGGGAGCAACAGCCGGGAUGAGAUUGCUGGAGGAAAGCAAUAAACCCAGGGCCAUGGAAAUCAUGGAAAGUCUCAGACAGUACCUCAGUGCCCUGCCUUUUAAUUUCCAAAACGCCUCCAUCAUCAGUGGACAGGAGGAAGGCCUGUAUGGAUGGAUCACAGUCAACUACAUCAUGGAGAACUUUUUUGAGAAAAAUAUGUGGAAUAAAUACGUGAGACCAGAAGGAGGACAAACCUUUGGAUCCAUGGACCUGGGCGGCGCCUCUACACAGAUAGCCUUCACAGUAGGAGAGAACCUUACUGGAGAGGAUUACCUGCACGUCAAGUUGUAUGGCUACAACUACAAUGUGUACACGCACAGCUUCCUCUGCUAUGGCAAAAAUGAAGCUGAGAAACAGGUCUUGGAUAAAAUAAUUCAGCAAUCAUCCAACCCAGAUCUCAUCUUAAACCCUUGCUAUCCAGAUGGUCUCAACAUAACACAUAAAGCAUCAGACAUUUACGAUACAACAUGCACAAAGAUACCAGGGAAAUAUAACCUGAACCAAACGUUCUUCAUGGUGGGAACUGGGGACUCAGAAGAGUGUAAAAAGACUGUCAGGAUGAUUUUUGACUUUGACACAUGCAAUGCAGACCAGUGCUCUUUCAAUGGAGUGGAGCAGCCACCAGUCUUUGGAGAAUACAUGGCAUAUGCUGGAUUCUUCUUUACAGCUAGAGCUAUUGGUGAUAAUGAAGAUCUUGACACCUUCAGGGCCGCAAUAAGUAAAUUCUGCCACACAUCCUGGGUACAGUUAAAGAAAGAAAAGACAUGGAUCUCUGACAGAUAUCUCAAGACUUACUGUUUUGCUGGCCACUAUGUCUUUUCCUUACUGACAGAAGGCUACAAGUUUGACAAAAACACCUGGCCGAACAUACACUUUGAAAAAGAGAUAAAGAAGACAAGCAUUGGGUGGAGUUUAGGGUACAUGCUAAGUCUGUCUAAUAUGAUCCCGUCUGACGUGAAGGAAAACUUCCCCAUGUCAAACCCUCUGUUUGCUGGACUUAUAUUCCUAUUCUCAGUCCUCACCAUUAUAACCCUUGUGAUUGUCUUCAUCUUCUGUGUGCGCACCUGCUACUAAGAUCCUGGGAAGAAAAAGAAUGAAUUGAAAGAAUAGGCUCGAUAUAGGAAGAGGCUUGAAUGAAAAGAAUAGGCAAUCAGCGGCAUGUACCAAAAGCUUCUGACAUGUAACUACAAAUUGUGAUACCUCAGGGAUGUUGAUUGAAGGGAUGUUUUUCAAUAAAUUGGCAUGACCUAAAACAAAGGAGUAGAUGGUUACAGGAUGUUGUACUUAUUUAAUAGUGUUUUAGAGAUAAAACCUCCUUUGACUCCAUUUUAUCUGGAUGAAUGAACACAACUCAGGGGAGCUCAUUUGUCUGUUAUGUUUGUGUACUGUUGCUAAUUGCUGUAUCUCUUGUGCGUUUGAUACAAAUAACAAUACAGCAUUCGUGGCAUUGGGAUCAACAAAAAUUGACCAUCAAUGAAAACUAUAAAACUUUUAUUUUAAAUUGUCAUAAGCAUGUAUGAAGAACUAGUGUUACCCUUAACUGUAUCUUGUUACCAGUCUGAACAUUCCAGCCAUCAUCCGGAAGCAAAGACAAAUAUUGAAUAAAAUAAAUCCUAAAUAUUUUUAAGACAAAAGCUCACAAACUCUUGUGAUCAUACAAGCUGCAUGUGUAAAUAUGUUUAUACAUUUGCUGAAUGAGACCAGUAGUUCCUGUGUUGUGAAUAAUGAAUGUCAUUCUACAUUUCCAGCAGUAGGAUAAACAAUGCUAGUGAAGAGCUGCUUCUCAAAGUGAAGGUAGAGGUUUUUUUUUUAAUGUAAUGUAUGUAUGUAUCACGGCACAAAUAAAAAUUUGACCAUCCA